AUGAGACACACAGAAGCAUGUUGGAAAGAUACAUGCAUGAAUUUACUUGGAGGAAGAAAAAUAAAUUCCCUCUUUGAAACUUUAAAUAACGAAAAAGUUCUUAUUGCUGAUUUAAUCGACGAAAAUCAGUCAAUAAUAGGUGGAGAAGAAGUCGUCGUGGAAAUUGACGAAACAAAAGUGGGCAAAAGAAAGUAUAACAAAAGCCACCGUGUUGAUGGAGUUUGGGUUGUCGGAGGCGUCGAAAGAACGAAGAAAAGAUGUGUUUUUGCUGUUAACGUUGAAAAACGGGACAAUAAAACACUUCUAGACGUUGUUAAGAAGCAUGUAGCUACUCGGCUCAAUCGUACACACCGACUUCUGGAAGUGAUACAAUAG
Molecule: messenger RNA, 375 nt
Organism: Strongyloides ratti
Lineage: Eukaryota; Metazoa; Nematoda; Chromadorea; Rhabditida; Strongyloididae
Product: Transposase, ISXO2-like domain-containing protein
Exons: 2
Coding region: 1-375 (124 amino acids)
Source: RefSeq, a predicted model, not a curated record